Molecule: messenger RNA, 665 nt
Organism: Cryptococcus deneoformans JEC21
Lineage: Eukaryota; Fungi; Basidiomycota; Tremellomycetes; Tremellales; Cryptococcaceae
Product: expressed protein
Exons: 3
Coding region: 99-581 (160 amino acids)
Biological process (GO): proteasome assembly
Source: RefSeq, a predicted model, not a curated record
UUCAUUCGUCGCUAUACUUUUGCACUUUUGCUCGUAUUAUCAUCACUCCCACACCAUAGAGCUAUCAAGCAGCAGGAUCCACGGGAAAGCACUCUGCAAUGUCUCUCCAGCCACAGAUAUCCACCUACCACACCUCCAUUCCGUCGCCUAUCCCUUCCUCGCCUUCAUUCAACUUCCAUCUCACCCGCAUGGUCAACACCCUUAUGAUAUGGGUCGGCACUGGACUGCCUACAGAUACCGCGGGGAACGUUGCAGGCGGUGUGGCAUCUAUGGGGAGCGUUGAACAGGUGGAUAACAAGUUGGCCGGGGACUGGUCUGUUGCUAUGCCUUCCAGAGGGAAUAUACCAGUGACUGCGACGCCGCUGUUCAGGUCUGGCUCAACGGAUAUCGCUCUGCCAAUGUCUCAACGACUAGCCAAGAAAUUCCCGUCGAACCAAAUACAUCUCUCCCUUUCGCUCCCACCCUCACUGACCAACCAAACGGGACAGUCUAUAGAUCCUUAUGCCAGCAAGAUGAUGUUGGUGAUGGAAAAGAAGCUCGGCAAAUGGAUUGAGGAGAUAUUGUUACAGGAAAAGGCGUGAGGAGCGAGGACGGUCAAACGGGAGAAACGGUCAGAAGGUAGACGGGAUUGUGUAUUUGUAAUGCAUAGAUUUUGCUGUUCUCUG